This is a messenger RNA of Doryrhamphus excisus (bluestripe pipefish), 5570 nucleotides long. It is a transcript of the gene adamts7, whose product is annotated as a disintegrin-like and metallopeptidase (reprolysin type) with thrombospondin type 1 motif, 7. NCBI's taxonomy places the organism in Eukaryota, Metazoa, Chordata, Actinopteri, Syngnathiformes, Syngnathidae. The record is from RefSeq and is a predicted model, not a curated record. Gene Ontology annotation, biological process: proteolysis; extracellular matrix organization. Gene Ontology annotation, molecular function: metalloendopeptidase activity. Gene Ontology annotation, cellular component: extracellular matrix.
UCGGACGCGAGCGAGCGUGGAAAUGUCCCGAUAGCGACCAGGCCUGGAUCGGUCCGAGCGGGUCCUCGUACGCGGCGGCCCCGGUGGGGAUGAAGCCAACCGUCACUCGGCACUAAACCCCGGCUUGUGUUCCCAAAUGACCCGUUCGGGCUGCGGGCUUCCCGCCGGACCAGGAGCUCCUCUCGUCCGCUUCUUCGUGGCGCUCGUGGCCGUGCUGGGAGGCUGCGAGGCGCUGGGGGGGCCGCCACAGCCAGCAGGGCCAGUCCACCAGGACCUCCCCCGGUAUGAAGUGGUUCACCCCACCAGAGUGGAUGUCAGAGGUCACUUCCUGUCCAACUUCCUGUGUCAUCGUUCCCGCCGCGUGCAGCGCCGCGAUGCCUCAGCGGAGUCGGCGGACCAGGAGAGAGUCUUCUACCGGUUAUGGCACGCGGGCCACAGUUUGCACUUUAACCUGACGCUCAACCCGCACCUGCUGGCCCCCGGAUUCCUGACGGAGAGGAGAUACGGCGGCCUCAAAGGGGCAAAGGUCCGCCCCCACGGAACCUCCCAGUGUCAUUUCCUGGGGGAAGUGCGGGAUGAGGCUGCUGUCCAAGGGAGCGCCGCCAUCAGUACCUGUGAUGGACUGACAGGACUUUUCAAGCUGUCAGAUGAGGAGUUCUUCAUCCAGCCUUUGGAAAAGUCACAUGAUGAGCCCCCACGGCGGCAGGCCCAUGCCGUCUACAAGCGCCAGGCGCCCUCCCCGUCUUGGCGUCCGCCUGGAGGGUCCGUCCCAGGGACCCAAACGCUCAACGCUUCCUGUGGAGUCAAAAAUUCCCAUCCCACUUUGGAGGAGACGGAGCGCCAGCGAGAACAUUGGGAGCAGACCCAGCAGAGGAGGAGGAGGAGGAGGAGGAAGAGGAGGAUCCGUCAACGCUCCGUCAGCAAAGAGAAGUGGGUGGAGACGCUGGUGGUGGCCGACCCUAAAAUGGUGGAAUACCACGGCAGCAAAGGCGUGGAAAGCUACGUCCUGGCGGUUAUGAACAUCGUGGCGGGUCUUUUCCAAGAUGCCAGUAUCGGAAACGCUAUCAACAUCGUUGUCGUUCGACUCGUUCUCCUGGAGCAGGAUGAGGACGACUUGAAGAUUACUCACCAUGCCGACCACAGCUUGAGUUCCUUCUGCAAGUGGCAGAAGGAACUCAACGUGAAGGCAGACGACCAUCCUCUUCACCACGAUGUCGCCGUUCUCCUCACCAGGAAGGACAUCUGUGCGUCCAUCAACAUGCCUUGUGAAACGCUGGGUUUGUCCCAUGUGGCGGGGAUGUGUCAAUCACAUCGGAGCUGCAGUAUUAGCGAGGACACCGGCCUCCCGCUGGCCUUCACUGUGGCACAUGAGCUGGGUCACAACUUUGGGAUUCAGCACGACGGCAACGGGAAUGACUGCGAACCCGUCGGGAAAAGACCCUUCAUCAUGUCGCCUCAGCUGCUGUACGGCACCUCCCUGCCCAGGUGGUCCCGCUGCAGUCGCCAGUACAUCACACGCUUCCUGGAUCGUGGUUGGGGUCGGUGCCUUGACGACGCUCCGGCGGUGGAUGCGCUUUCUGACGGUCUGCUGCUUCCUGGCGUUGUGUACAGCGCCUCCCAUCAGUGCCGGCUGCAGUAUGGCUCCGGGUCCGUGCUCUGCGAUGACAUGGAUAACGUGUGCAGCACGCUGUGGUGCACGGUGGGAAGCACGUGUCACUCCAAGCUGGACGGGGCCGUGGACGGGACCAGCUGUGGCAAAGAGAAGUGGUGUUCCAGUGGGGAGUGUGUGGUGGCUGGACGUCCCCCAGACAGCGUCCAUGGAGGCUGGGGGUCGUGGACUGAGUGGACGGCCUGUUCGAGGUCAUGUGGAGCCGGAGUCCAGAGUGCCCAGCGAGACUGUGACCACCCCGUUCCCAAGAACAGGGGCAAGUACUGCCUGGGUGAAAGACGGAGGUAUCGGAUCUGUAGCACAAGCCCAUGUCAGAGUCACGUGCCCACCUUCCGAGAUAUCCAGUGCAGUAACUUCAACAGCGCCCCCUAUAAGGGCAAAUUCUACAACUGGGUGGCCGUCAUCAACAGAGUCAGUCCUUGCGAGCUCCACUGCCGUCCGCUGAAUGAACAUUUCUCUGAAAAAAUGCGUGACGCUGUCAUCGAUGGGACUCCGUGCCUCGAUGGCAACAAAAGCCGAGAUAUGUGCGUCAACGGCAUCUGUAAGAAUGUCGGCUGUGACUACGUCAUCGAGUCCAGCGCCGUGGAGGAUCGCUGCGGGAUCUGUCACGGCAAUGGCUCCACCUGUACAACCAUCAGGAAGACGUUUGAGGAGAGCCAAGGACUGGGCUACGUCGACAUUGGACUGAUCCCGGAGGGAUCCUGGGACAUCAGGAUCGAGGAGAUGGCGGCAGCUGGAAAUUUUCUGGCGCUUCGUGGUGACAUUCCCGGCAAGUACUACCUGAACGGCGGCUGGACCAUCCAGUGGAAUGGGGAGUACAAGGCGGCGGGGACCGUCUUCACCUACGAACGCACGGGACAUCUGGAGAACCUGACUUCACCCGGACCCACCACGGAACCACUGUGGAUUCAGCUCCUCUUUCAGGAGAAGAAUCCAGGCGUACGCUACGAGUACACCAUCAGUCAGGACGGGGCUGACGACAACCAGGACCCUGGAUCGGGGUUCUUCUGGAAGUAUGGUUCUUGGACCGAAUGUAGCGUCACCUGUGGAACAGGCGUCCGGAGGCAGAUGGUCCACUGUGUGGAGCGUACCAACGGGAUAGUGGAGCAGACACUUUGCCAACCUUCAAGCCGACCUGACGCCAACCAAAGCAGCUGCAACAAGGAGCCUUGUCCGGCCAGAUGGUGGGUGGGGGAGUGGCACAAAUGCUCGGCAAGCUGCGGGGGGUCCGGCAUGGCUGAAAGGACGGUGCUGUGCAUACGAGCCAUCGGCGUGGAGGAGCAGGAAGCCCUACAGCCCAGCGAAUGCCAACACAUCCCAAAACCCGAGUCCGUGUCAUCCUGCAACACGCACGUUCCCUGCCCCGCAGACUGGACGACUGGCGGCUGGUCUCAGUGCUCACUAACCUGUGGAGGCGGACUACGUCGCCGGAAUGUUACCUGCUCCAGGAACACGGGUGUGGCCUGCGACCUGCAAGAGAAACCCGCAUCUGUCAGUCCCUGUAACCAUCAAGACUGCCCACAGCCUGGAGAUAACUUCGGAGGAGGUGACUGGUCAGGAAGCGGGUGGACAAGCCAAGAGGUCUUCAAUGAAAUCAACUCCAUUCCCAAGCACAGUCCCACCAAAGUCCGAUCGAAAAGUCCAGAUGACUUGAAGAACAUUUUGGAAGACUUCCACUACCACAAUCGGAUCGAGAGUGAAGAGGAUUCUCCCGGGAAGAGCCUGCGAGUGGAUGACUUUUACUACGACUACAACUUCAUCAACUUCCAUGAAGACCUAUCGGAUGGGAGUGAUGGAACAGAGUCAAGAGACGCUCAGGAAGUGGAUUUUCCCCAAGAGGAAGAGCCGCCCUCCAGUGGGAAGGACCCCAGUCAGUCUUGGAAUCCUGCUGAACCGCGGAUCAUCCAUCCUGGCUCUGUGAAGGACAGCGGAAACUCUGGCCCAGAAGAACCCGCUCUUGAUGACCCCCUCUUUGGGGAUUAUUUUCUGCCAGUGGCCAGCACUCGGUCCCCACCUUCUUCAACAACGGGGCCUUCAUCGGCGCUGAAGGAGCGAUCUGAUGAUCUCCUGCGGCCUGAAGAUGUUAGCACAAGACCUGGAAGUCUGGAGGUCCCCGGCGGGCGGCCUACCAAGAGUGAGAAUAUGGGCCGGCAAAGGGAACAGGCAGAGAAGAACCGUGGUUCCACUGGGGAGGCGCCAACUCCUGUACUUCACCAUGGCAAUCGUCACACCGCGACAGCGAGCCCCCGAGAGGCGGACUCUUACACCACAGCACAUUCCCCCCCCAGUGAGGUUGUAGGCAGCCCCUCCCUGCCAGGGACCGAUGGAGCCAAUCAAAUAAAGACUGACAAGCACGCACCCUGGAUGGAAGACAAUGUUUUGGAACUGGACUUAGCGACCACGCAAACGAGCCCAGAAUCAGCAGUUCUUUCACCAGUCCUUGAACUGGCCAAUGUGGAUCCCACUCAUCCCAGUCCAGAUUCAGGACUGUCUCACCAUGGCCCCGUUAGGACCUCACUGCCUCCCCCUGAGGGUCCGACUCCUCUCCUUUCCCCGGAUCUGUUCCUGCCAAGUAAGCGGAACGUCCCUGCUGGAACACGGAACCAGGAACCGUACUCUCAGCCUCCAGUCCAACCCGCAUCCAGUGGAAGGACAGACCCAGCAUCCUUUUUACACCAUGAAGACCCCAGCGAAGGAGCGGUCCCCCCCACGGCGGGGCCUCCAGCUACCCCACAUGUGACAUCAGUACGAUCGCCCACCCCCACCCCCAUCCGAGUGACAGCCCACUGGCUGAGCGGCAACUGGAGCUCGUGUUCCACAAGCUGUGGUCUGGGUGCCAUGUGGAGGACUUUGGCCUGCAGUACCGGCUCCGAGUCCGACUGCGACCCGGCCAAGAGGCCCACGCCCGCCCGGCGCUGUUACCUGCGACCGUGCUCCAUGUGGAGAAUUGGCCGAUGGAGCAAGUGCUCCAAGAACUGCGGCGUUAGUCUGAAGUCUCGGGAGGUCCAGUGCUUCGACAUGCGGGAUCAAAGACCGCUACGACCUUUCCACUGUCGGGCGACGUCCGUCAGGCCGCCGAGCCAGGCGCCCUGUCAGCUUCCGCCCUGCGUCGACUGGUACGCCUCAUCCUGGGGGCAGUGUUCAGAGGUUUGCGGAGGAGGGGGGCAACAGCGUAUGGUCACCUGCCCAGAAGAGGGCCGAUGUGACCUGGACCUCCAGCCCAGCAACAUCCGGCGCUGCAACACGCAACCUUGUGCUCAGUGGCUCACAGGCUCCUGGGGACAGUGCUCCGUUUCGUGUGGCAGCGGAGUACGGCGCCGCCUCAUCAAGUGUGUGGACACAAAGGCCGAGAAGGAGCAGGAAGUGGAUGGAGCUCAGUGUGACCACCAGCCGCGGCCGCACGCCACGCGGCGCUGUCGCUUAGAUGGCUGCCACGGCGCCCCCUCUGGAGACGCUUGUCUCGGCAACCGUCUGUCAUCUCGCUUCUGUCAGACCCUCCGCUGGUUAGGCCGUUGCCAGAUGGCCAACGUCCGAGCACAGUGCUGCCGGACCUGCAGCCGCCACUGAGGCGGACAUCUUGAUUCCAUCACGUCAGCCGAAUGUCCACCUCCAUCCUCCGUGUGGCGUGGUAGGGGUGUAGAUAAUCACUUGGUAGAUGAAAGCAGAAUGUCUGAGGGACGUCUUGGCUUGGAUGGCCCCCAUCGAAGGCCCCCCAUCGAAGGCCCCCCAACAAAGGUCUCCCAUCGAAGGCCCCCCAUCGAAGGCCCCCCAACAAAGGUCUCCCAUUGAAGGCCCCCCAUCGAAGGCCCCCCAACAAAGGUCUCCCAUCGAAGGCCCCCCAUUGAAGGCCCCCCAUCGAAGGCCCGCUACGACGCUAUAUUUCCCCAGCUGGACAUGAAUA